Phytophthora nicotianae INRA-310 is the source of this 1185-nucleotide messenger RNA. RefSeq lists its product as hypothetical. Bases 120 to 1052 code for a protein of 310 amino acids. Lineage: Eukaryota; Oomycota; Peronosporomycetes; Peronosporales; Peronosporaceae. The transcript has a single exon. The record is from RefSeq and is a predicted model, not a curated record.
CACAUCAUGAACGUAUGGUAGGGACACUGUGAAUAAUUGAUCCGAUCUACAAAAACUACUGUUCGAAUCUUUGCAUUGUAAAGGUACAGAUUUCUCGAACGCUGGCAUACGGAAACUCUAUGAAUGGCUUGACUGAAAGCCGGCAUCAAAUCGCGUGUUUCUCUUCUGGACCGCCCCAUAAUCUACAUGAGGCAAUCUUCACAUCAUCAACGACUUGGGCGCAAUACAAGCGAGCCGGAGUCCAGCGGCUCGACCAGCCUGAACCCAUGCGUACUUCUCAAUUUGCUGCGAUGGCUGACAGCGUCGCUUUUCAAGCAAAAGCCACGAGCGAGCUGCCUCGUUCGGCUUCUUCUUCAGCUUAUCGAAGAUUCUUGAGGAAGUGGACGGGUCAGGAUUCGAGCGACCCGAGACGCAUUCCACGGAAGUUGGCAUCGAUCCCGUUUGCAGCUUCGUUGCUAGAGCCAUCGUUGACACAUGACGAUAUACUGAGACUCCGACUGCAAUUGCAGCGAAUCGCUGACAUUACUGUGAUCGACUCCACGCGCGACAAGAGAAAAGAGCUUGUUAUCAAGUUGAAAUUGUCACUGCAGCCUGCAAAACCCCGUGAGCGAGUCGGCAUUUUCGUCCCAAACAAUGCGCCUGUGACGUACGAGACCACAAUUACUUUUCGCGACGUGAACCACUUGGACAAAGUGCUGGUAUUUUGCGUCAACAAAAUGGCGGGAAAUUGUCACGAUAAUUGUGGUUUUUGCGCGCGUUUCCGAAAGUACCUCGGCAAUUACUGGGUCAAAGAUCCACUCGUGACUGUCAUCAACAUGGGUGAUACUGUACUCCGCAAGCCUUCGCUGGCUCUGCAUCUGGCUCACUUGGUGGCAUUUGCUACGGGGAUACACACGGAGUCUCCACGCAUCGCGAAUAAUCCGAAGAGUAAACAAGUUGCGGCGGUGCAGCUUGUGCCAAAUGAUAAAAAACGAAUCGACGUUGUGGACGUAUGCACUGCACAAAACGAGGUCACAGCGGUGCUCUACAAUUUCUUCAAUGUUUCCAAGUAGGAGGCGGCCGCACGUGCGUCUGGAGGUGGUGUUACAUGCACUACAGUGAAAGUCUUUUUGUUUUACUACUUAGUAAGAAAAAAAAAACUUUAAAAAUUCACCGUUGCAAUAAAAGUUGUUUGACAGAUGAUCA